AAACUUUGUUCCGUUGGUUUAUAGAGAAAACAAGCUGAGUGAGAAGGCGCGGCGGACAAGAACAAAUGGGUAGCUACAAAUAUUGUCUCUGCUUCACGAGGAAGUUCCGGUGGAGCGAGGCAGAGCCACCAGCCGACGUGAAGGCGGCUUUUGCCGAGCUUGCGGAAGGCGAGUUGCAGAUCGGGCCCGAACAGCUCCGCCGCUUUCUGGUUGAGAGGCAGGGAGAGUCGGCCACCACAACCGCCGAUGCCGAGCGGAUCAUUGAACAGAUCCGACAACAUAGGCACCGGCUACUGGGCAAGGUCGCACGACCGGUUCUCUCCCUUGAGGAAUUUCAUCAGUAUCUCUUCUCUGAGGAAUUUAAUCCUCCUAUCCAAUCUCAGGUUCAUCAUGAUAUGACCGCUCCUGCAUCCCAUUAUUUCAUAUACACUGGCCAUAAUUCAUACUUGACUGGCAACCAACUCAGUAGUGAUUGCAGUGAUGUGCCAAUCAUAAAAGCCCUGCAAAGAGGUGUGAGAGUGAUUGAACUGGAUAUGUGGCCAAACUCUACGAAAGAUAACAUAGAUAUCCUUCAUGGAAGGACGCUAACUUCCCCUGUUGAUCUGCUUAAAUGUUUGAAGUCCAUUAAAGAAUAUGCCUUUGUUGCAUCACCAUACCCAGUUGUUAUAACCUUAGAGGACCACCUUACUCCUGAUCUCCAGGCUAAAGUUGCUGAGAUGGUCAUUGAAACAUUUGGAGAUAUGCUGUAUUACCCCAGCUCAGAGACUGUUGCAGAAUUUCCUUCACCUGAAUCUCUAAAGAAGAGGAUUAUUCUUUCAACCAAACCUCCUAAAGAGUAUCUUGAAGCUAAGAGCUCUAAGGAGGAGAAUGAAUCUCAAAAUGGGAAGAUAUCUAAUGAGGAAGAAGAGUGGGGGAAGGAAGUCCCAGAUCUGAACGCUCAAAUUGAAUCUUAUGAGCAUGAGGAUGGCAAAAGUGAUGAUGAUGAAGAAGAUGAUGAUGACGAAGAUGAUGAUGAUGAACUAAAAAAGAACCAUGCUCCAUCGCUAGAGUAUAAACAUUUGAUAACUAUUAAGGCUGGGAAACCUAAGGGUUCCUUAAAAGAUGCACUAAGGGUGGAUCCUGAUAAAGUUAGGCGUGUAAGUUUGAGUGAACAACAACUUGUAAAGGCAGCUGCAUCUCUUGGGGAGGACCUAGUUAGGUUCACUCAAAAAAAUAUACUCAGAAUUUAUCCAAAGGGCACACGUGUUAGGUCAUCUAAUUACAAUCCUAUGAUUGGUUGGGUGCAUGGUGCUCAGAUGGUUGCCUUCAACAUGCAGGGAUAUGGAAGAUCACUCUGGUUGAUGCAUGGAUUCUAUAAAGCCAAUGGGGGAUGCGGAUAUGUUAAAAAGCCUGAUUUCUUGAUGAAGGAAGGCCCUCAUGGUGAAGUCUUUGAUCCUAAAGCAGAUUUGCCGGUGAAGAAAACGUUAAAGGUCAAAGUAUAUUUGGGAGAUGGUUGGCGACUCGACUUUAAGCAGACACAUUUUGACACAUAUUCCCCACCUGACUUUUAUGCCAAGGUUGGAAUAGCUGGAGUUCCGGCUGAUUGUGUAAUGAAGAAAACAAAGGCUAUAGAGGAUAACUGGGUACCAGUUUGGGAUGAGGAAUUCACUUUUCCUAUUAGAGUACCAGAGCUGGCAUUGCUUCGAGUUGAGGUGCAUGAGUAUGAUAUGUCGGAAAAGGAUGACUUUGGCGGGCAAACCUGCUUGCCAGUGUCUGAGUUGAGACCAGGUAUCCGUGCCGUGCCAAUCUUCGAUCGCAAAGGUGCGAAGUUCAAUUCUGUUAAACUUCUCAUGCGCUUUGAGUUUGUUUGAGAAAGUCAAAAGAUUUUUUUUCCCCUAUUUUUGAGACUGUAUUUACUACCUUUGUGCUAUAUUCUGUGUGUAUUCAUUUCCUUGUAGUAUUUGGAGUAACCUAUUGUACAUAAUGUGGUAAACUAGAUCAGUUUCUGAAGAGUGGAAAAUGGUAUUAGUCUUUUUGUGCA
This is a messenger RNA of Dendrobium catenatum, 2020 nucleotides long. Its product is annotated as phosphoinositide phospholipase C 2. Bases 66 to 1850 code for a protein of 594 amino acids. NCBI's taxonomy places the organism in Eukaryota, Viridiplantae, Streptophyta, Magnoliopsida, Asparagales, Orchidaceae. The transcript has 9 exons. Gene Ontology annotation, molecular function: phosphatidylinositol-4,5-bisphosphate phospholipase C activity. The record is from RefSeq and is a predicted model, not a curated record. Gene Ontology annotation, biological process: lipid metabolic process; phosphatidylinositol-mediated signaling.